Messenger RNA from Trichoderma reesei QM6a, 1854 nucleotides. RefSeq lists its product as uncharacterized. Bases 1 to 1845 code for a protein of 614 amino acids. Gene Ontology annotation, cellular component: cytoplasm; nucleus. The transcript is spliced from 3 exons. Gene Ontology annotation, molecular function: GTPase regulator activity. The record is from RefSeq and is a predicted model, not a curated record. NCBI's taxonomy places the organism in Eukaryota, Fungi, Ascomycota, Sordariomycetes, Hypocreales, Hypocreaceae.
AUGGACGACUUCCUGGCAGCCGUUGGCGUGCAGGCCAUGAGAUACGCCAUCCGGUCUGGCAUCGCCUUCACCUCGUCCUAUGCCAUCGGCCAGUGCUCUCGCCUGCUAAAGGCAGUCGACGACAAGAGUCUCCAUUCCGAGCUGAAGACGCUGCAGAAACAACUCGAUAGCAAGAUCAAGGUCAUUUCUCCUGCGAUUGACUUGGUCGAGUUCAAAUCUGGACGAGGAAACGUCUUUCUCGAAGCUGCCCUCCCUCUCGCUAAAUCACUACACCAGCAGAUUGUCUCGCUGGGCCGCCGUGUGGAAGCUACCGCCGCGGUCGAGGAGCAUAGCCACCGCUCAGGGACCAACCCACCAAACAAAGCAGCCAGCCACGAGGCGUUGAAGAAGGUGGUUUUGGACUUGAAGAAUCUUCUGGCUGAGAUUGAUCGAGAUAUUCCUCUCUUGCAACUGGCUAUAUCGGCAUCUGGAGAAAGUCUGUCUACUUCUCUCCCUGCUGGUAUAUCUCCCUCUCGGCUGCUUCAGGCCAGCACCCUCUUGACCGUCGGAGACACGCAGUUCGUACAAGACCCAACGAGAUCUGUUCAGAUUGGACCUUCAUUCACGUUGUCCAUCUAUAUGCUGUUUCUGGGACAUGCUUCUUUGGCGGCUUCGCUUCAAGAUGGCAAGAUACAGCCAGGCGCUGCAAGUAACCAUCAGCAAAGUCUCAACCAGAACGGAGAUGCACAAUCACAAGGACCAACCUAUGGGCUAGGGGAGCACGACAGAAAGCCUUUGUGGCAGGAGGCGAUCCAUAAGGCGCGAGUACGUCUAUGCAGAUCAGCUUUCACCCCAGCCAUCGAGGGAGGCCCCUCCCACGGGCAGAAUCACAGUAACGUUGGACCCGACGGACCACUGAGCUAUGCCUAUCACCUCGAAAUCGUCGAAGAUCUGGACGACGGGCGUGCUCAUGAAGGGGAUGGCGCACCGCAACCGUUCAACGGCGUCUCAAAAGCCGGCAUUCGAGAGUUGAUACCGAUCCACCAACUCUCCAAGAUAUUCUACACAGACACUGGCAAAAUACUCAACUUUGGGGAUGGGACGGAGGGAGAAAACAACCCGGUUCUGCUGCUGAAGCGAGAUAUCAAUGCAUCUCGACCGCGAAGGCCAGAAGACGACAUUUCUGGCGAGAUGUACAGUGCCGCCAGCGAUCAGAAGCAACAGGACGCAAACGAAGAUCAACAAGCCGACGUAGAUCGACAGUUGCUCGGAGAGUCCAGUAGCUCUGAGAGUCUCAAGGACAGCUGCGCUACCGCUCUGCCGAAACACCUCGACCCUGAGUGGAUCGCCUUUGAAGUCUUUGAAGAGGACGACGAGGGAAGUGAUGCAAGCUCAAGCGCAGGCCCCGAUGCGGAAUCACCUGACGAGACUGAUGAGCGCGACAGUUCGCCAGCAAAGUCACCAUCGCGUCCCCGUGCGGCUAUGGACUCGAACUUGUUAUCCCAGAUCAAAAACCUCUCUGUUCAGCCAGCUUCACACGGUGGCCUCGCGCUGAGCAAGUCGGACAAUAAGCUUGAUCGCUCUUCCAAGAACUUGGCCAAGGAUUCGGCAAGGGAUGCGCAGGACUUUGUGUCGCGGUCUCCAUUUGGCGCCAUCACCACGUCGCUCUCCCUGAUUGAAAUGCUCAUUCGGCUGGCUGGUCUGCAGGAGUUCCAGCAGGCUUCUCACUUGUCGAUUCCGGAUCACAUCUUGACAUUUUUCUUGGAGGAGACGUCGACGACUGGGCUGACUGGAGAGGCUAGGUGGAGGGCGAGAAGCGAGACGAAGCAGCGCGUUGGGUUUGACCCCUAUACUGACAAGGCAUAAUGGAUUGUU